Pristis pectinata (smalltooth sawfish) is the source of this 3837-nucleotide messenger RNA. It is a transcript of the gene slc4a1ap, whose product is annotated as solute carrier family 4 member 1 adaptor protein. The record is from RefSeq and is a predicted model, not a curated record. The coding region runs from base 1030 to 2688 and encodes 552 amino acids. The transcript is spliced from 15 exons. Gene Ontology annotation, molecular function: mRNA binding. NCBI's taxonomy places the organism in Eukaryota, Metazoa, Chordata, Chondrichthyes, Rhinopristiformes, Pristidae.
UCCCCUACCCGCUGCCGCCCGUCACUGUUAAAAGUUUUCUUUCGGGACAAUGUUUACAUUUAAUAAUCCCCUGCCUCAUUCAUAACCGACAAUUCAAACAACUGCCUUCGAGCGGCCAAGCGGGCGGGGUUGAGUCCUCUUUGGGCGCGAAUGACCCUGUCGACCGAGCCGGGACCUCCAGCGACCCAGGGAUAAAACUUUCGUAUCAGAGCGUCGUCUCAAACAAGACUGGAGUAGCGGCAGUUGGGAGGUGAACUCGGACGUCUCUAGUUGUUGUAGGGACUUUCAAGUAUAAUAACAUUUAUUAUUCUUUUUCUGUGCGGAACCGACGUUGCGGAGGCAGCGGGAAGACGCGAGGGGAAGGAUUAGAGCAGGGCGCGCGUUGCCAUGGCGGAGGAGGCGGCGGUGGAGGAUCGACCCCCGGUGGUCGAGGCCGCACCAGAUGCAUUAAAUGGUGAUAGUUUUAAGAAGCCCUUGCUCCCUUUGGCUCCAUUGCAGAAGAAAGAGAAGACUAUCCAACUAAGGCCCCUCAUCAUCCAGCACAGAAACAACUGAAAGUGUUAAAUUUACUGAAGUGCCUACAAAGAAUGAGGCAGCAACUGCAGAGAGCUUUGCGGUGCAUGAGCAAGUAGCUCAGUCUAAGUCUGAAGGAAAUUCCGUAGAAGAUCAGGCACUCAUCAAAAUCCUCGCCCCAAAUCUGGAUUGCCAGUGACUAAGCCCAGGUCCAUUCCCAGGUUACCUUCUGACAAAUACAAACCCCGCCCUCCACUCCCGUAUGUGGAGCCACCGUGGGGGGGUUUAGCAGAAGCUCCCUACAGCUUUGAAGUUCUCAAGAAUGGCAGCAUUGUCUCGGAGAUCAGCCUGAAUCUGAAGAGCUAUUACGUUGUCGGAAGGCUUCCUGUCUGCGACAUCUCUCUUGAACAUCCUUCCAUUUCCCGCUACCAUGCCGUAGUACAGCACAGGCGAGUCGCCGAUGGGGAAAGCAGCACCGGGUUUUAUAUUUAUGACUUGGGGAGCACACAUGGAACAAUGAUAAACAAAGAAAAAGUGGAGCCAAACUGCUACCACCGGCUUAAAGUUGGCCACGUUAUUAAAUUUGGAGGGAGCACAAGACUCCUGAUUUUACAGGGACCAGAAGAGGAUGAAGAAGCAGAAUCUGAAUUCACUGUGACUGAACUGAAACAAAUGAGCCAGCAGCACAAGCAGCUGGAGAAACGAAUGCUGGGAGAAGAUUCAGAUGAGGAAGAUAAUGCCGGCUCUGAGUCAGUAGAGCAGCCAAGGGAGCCUGUGGCCAAAGCUGCCUCUGGGUGCACGUGGGGAAUUGUGGAGGAUGCUGUGGAGGAUGAAAGUGAAGAGAACCCAUAUUCCAUUGAAUUCCAGGAAGACCGAGAAGCAUUUUAUAUCAAAGACCCCAAGAAGGCACUUCAGGGCUUCUUUGACAGAGAAGGUGAGGAGCUGGAAUACGAGUAUGAUGAGCGAGGCUCCGGUACUUGGGUCUGCAGAGUCAGGCUACCGGUGACUGAUGCGCUAGGAAAAGAGCUUGUUGCAGAAGUGACACACAGUGGCAAAAAGAAAGAAGCCAUGGUUCAGUGUUCACUGGAGGCCUGCAGGAUAUUGGAUGCCAGAGGUGUUCUACGCCUGGAGGCAGUUUCUCGGAAACGCAAAUCUAAAAAUUGGGAGGCAGAGGAUUUCUAUGACAGUGAUGAAGAUACCUUCUUAGAUCGGACAGGAGUUAUCGAAAAGAAGCGAUUCAACAGAAUGAAGAAAGCAGGAAAAGUAGAGGAGAAAGUGGAGACUUAUGACUCACUGGUUGCCAAGUUAGCUGACGUGGAAAGAAAGCUGUCUGACAUUGAAUCCAAUUUGAAGGUAUCUGGCAAAGAUUGGUCACGGACCUCUGGGGAAGAUUCACUGGAUGCCUUCAUGACUGACAUUAAAAUGGGCGCAGCCAUAGAUAGUGUCACUCGUAAAAAAUUACACAUACAGUCUUUCGAGCUGAAAAAGGAGCAGCAAAGAUUACGGAAGUUAAUAAAGAUCGUGACACCAGUGGGUCUACCAGAGCUAAAAAUAGAGAUUGCUGGACAAACUGGAGGAACAGAGACCAAAGCUAAGAAAACUGCUGUCCCUAUGUUUGGGGCAAUGAAGGGAGGGAAAAAGUUCAGGCUGAAGACGGGCACCAUUGGGGGAUUGCCACCUAAACGCCCUGAACCACCCAGUAGCUUAUUUAACAUGAAGGAAAGUCAAGCAGAGGAGGAGGAGGAGGAGGAGGAUGAGGAGGAAGCAGCCGCAGAAAAGAAUAAGCCUGAUGUUAAGUCUCAGGAAGAAGAGCUGGAACAGGAACCAGAGCUGUCUCAUUCCAAUGAUUCAUCAAAAAAUCCCAGCCAGGAUAAUGAAACAGCUUUGACCACUCAGUGUCCCGAGGAAGAUGAAGAAGCCAGAGCUCAGUCACCAGAACACCAAGAAGAUUGUAAGGACCUUCCGUCUGAGGAUUUGUCGCCAGUGAUAACAGAGUCUAAAGAUAUGAAAAAUCAAGGAAAAUCUGUGAAGAAAAUAUACGGUCCAAAGAAACCACCUCAGCAACUCCAAUCGGAACACUACCCCAGCGACGAUCCUGACUACUGUGUGUGGAUGCCCCCUUCAGGUCAAACAGGCGAUGGGAGGACACACCUGAAUGACAAAUAUGGCUACUGAGGCAGACGUUGCACUCCAGGGGCUUUGACCUCACUGAGGGAAGUUUGAAGAUGUGGCUAUGCCACCACCAUCACGUGCGGAUUCUGGGCGGCGAUGCUUCCCCAGUCCUGUAUUAAAGCUGAUAAUGGAGCUGCUGCUUGAAUCCCUGCACUCACUUCUGGGCUUCUGCUGUGUGUAAAAUGUCCACUGCCUAAAUACCCGUGCUGCCACCCUGGAGGCAGGGGAGCAACUCAGUCCUUGCCCAGUGGACCCUCACAGACAAGACGUGGCGUGAUGAGGAACAAGUCCACACCAGUGGUUCCUGGCACGGUUAUUAACAUCAUUGGCCAAAGCAUCAACUUCCACCCCUCCACCACUGCCCACCCUGCUCAGCAUCUCCACAUACAAAACGGGGGGGGGGAGAGCCUCCCUGCGAGAGAUGAAACGGGAACCUUACACUUGGUGCAUGGGGUGACCCUCCCUCUCUUUUCAUUUUCCAUUGAGUAGGAAUCUCUGCCUGCUCAAGCUAUAAACAGAGACCCAGAGACAUUUACAGCAGCCACAAGCUCAACAAAGCCAGCAGGUGACAGUGUCUGAAUGCCAGUAAUUCUGCAUUGACCAUUGAUGCAGUGGAAGUUCAGGAUGAGGUGGCUGCAAUAAGUAACCACAAGCAUGCAGUGUAUUUGCAUCUGGUUAUGACAUGUGGUAUUGUUUCAGCCAUCCCAUUGCAUCCUUCCAUGCUUGCCCAUGUUUUGUUUCUGUAACAGGAAUGUGUGGGUAUUAUACCAGAGUAACGUUCUGACCAGGCUCUCGACCCAAAGCCUUGUUUAUGUUGGAAUUUCUUGGGGUGUGUCACAGGCCAUUCUCCCAACAUUAAUAUUAGAGAGGGCUUCUGAAUGUAAUUCUAAUUCCUGAAAUGUAAUCAGAAAGCUAUCUUUGUACGCAUGCGUAUUUCAGCAACCACGUUGUGUGGUCACUUUUAAAAGGAUGCGAUCAUGCUUUUGUGGUAGCAUCCUACUGCUUUGUUAUUCUGGCAAUAAAUGUAUUUGGUUUGAAUAAUUUUUUUUAUAUUGGAUUGGUUUACUAUUGUCACAUGUACUGAGAUACAGUGAAAAGCUUUUUUGCAUGCCAUCCAGAGAGAUCAUGCCAUACGUAAUUAAAAGAAAAAAG